GUUUGGAAGAGUGACAACGAAAACUGGCAGAAACUUGUUCUGUGGGACAGUGGGAGACAAUGUCGCAACUAAAAACCUCUUAUUCCUAUGAUGCUCCCUCGGACUUCAUUAAUUUUACAUCUUUGGUUGAUGAAGAAGAUACAGAAAACAUAGAUUCUUGGUUUGAUGAGAAGGCCAAUUUGGAGAAUAAGUUUCCGGGGAAGAAUUGUCCAACAGGAUUUCCUCAGAAAACUCCUUUGAGAAAGACUAAUCUCCAGCAAGCUAUUGUUACUCCUUUGAGAACAGUUGACAAUACUUACAAAGAGACUGAAAAAGAAAAUCUGGUGGAACAGUCCAUUUCAUUAAAUUCUCGUUCUUUCCCAGAAGUCAAGGGAACUAAGACUAGAAGUACUCCAAACCAACCUCAGAGAAGAUCUAUUAGACUCUCUGCUCAGAAGAAUUUGGAGCAGAAAGAAAAGCAAGAUGUUAAAAUGAAAGCCAAGAGAUGUGCUACUCCUGUAAUCCAUGAAAUUCCACCCUCCAAGAAAAUGAGAGUUUCUAAUAGCAAAAAGAAGCCAGAGGAAGAGGAAGAAGGCAGUGCUCAACAAGAAAAGAAUGAGUCUUCCCCAGAAAAAGCGAAGGGCAGACAUAAUGUGCCAGGAAGGCAGAAAAUUCUAAAAAGUACUGAGGAGCAAGAGUUGGAGAAGAGAAUGAAGAUGCAGCAGGAGGUGAUGGAGAUGCGGAAAAAGAAUGAAGAAUUCAAGAAAAUUGCUCUUGCGGGAACAGGACAUUCCUUGAAGAAGUCAGUGAGCCAAGUAACCAAAGUAGUAGACUUCCAUUUUCGCACAGAUGAGCGAAUUAAACAGCGUCCCAAGAACCAGGAAGAAUAUAAGGAAAUAAACUUUACAUCGGAGCUACGAAAGCAUCCUUCGUCUCCUGCUCAAGUAUCCAGAGGAUGCACCAUAAUUAAGCCUUUCAACCUGUCCCAUGGAAAGAAAAGAACAUUUGAUGAAACAGCUUCUACAUAUGUGCCCCUUGCACAGCAGGUUGAAGCCUUCUGUAAAGGAACCAUUAACAGAUACCACUUAAGGAGCAAAAAGGAAGAUAUUGUUCUGUUGCCUUCUAAACCUGCUGUGGCCAAGAUCUCCAGAGACCCACAGACCCCCGUACUGCAAACUAAACAUCGUGCAAGGCCUGUGACCUACAAAAGCGCAGCAGAUCAGGAGGCUGAGGAACUUGAGAAACUACAACAAUAUAAAUUCAAAGCACGGGAACUUGAUCCCAGGAUUCUUGAAAGUGGGCCCAUCUUGCCUAAAAAGCCACCGGUGAAACCACCCACCCAGCCUAUUGGCUUUGAUUUAGAAAUUGAGAAAAGAAUCCAGGAACGAGAGUCAAAGAAGAAAUCAGAGGAUGAACAUUUUGAAUUUCAUUCCAGACCAUGCCCCUCUAAGAUUUUGGAAGAUGUUGUGGGUGUUCCUGAAAAGAAAAUCCUUCCAAUCACAGUUCCCAAGUCACCAGCCUUUUCACUGAAGAACAGAAUCCGAAUGCCCACUAAAGAAGUUGAAGAAGAAGAGGAGCCAGUAAUAAGAGCUCAACCUGUGCCUCAUUAUGGGGUGCCUUUUAAACCCCAAAUUCCAGAGGCAAGAACUGUGGAAAUGUGCCCUUUCUCUUUUGAUUCUCGAGACAAGGAACGUCAGUUACAGAAGGAGAAGAAAAUUAAAGAAUUGCAAAAAGGGGAGGAGAUGCCCAAGUUCAAGGCACUUCCUGUGCCUCAUUUUGACACUGUUAAUCUACCAGAGAAAAAGGUGAAGAACGCGACCCAGAUUGAGCCUUUCUCCCUGGAGACAGACAAAAGGGGUGCUCUGAAGGCACAGACUUGGAAACAUCAGCUGGAAGAAGAGCUGAAACAGCAGAAAGAAGCAACUUGCUUCAAGGCUCGACCAAACAACGUCACCUCCCAGGAGCCCUUUGUUCCCAAGAAAGAAAGAAAAAACCUUUCUGAGGGCCUUUCUGGUUCUCUAGUUCAGGAACCAUUUCAGCUGGCCACUGAGAGGAGAGCUAAGGAGUGGCAGGAACUGGAGAAGAAAAUGGCAGAGGUCGAAGCCAAAAAAGCCCAGGAGUUGGAGGAGGCCAGACAACAGGAAGAAGAGCAAGAGAAGGAAGAGCUGGCGAGGAUACGGAGAGCAAUGGUGCACAAAGCUAAUCCAAUACGAAAGUACCAGGGUGUGGAAAUAAAGUCAAGUGACCAGCCUCUGACUGUGCCUGUGUCUCCCAAGUUCUCUACUCGAUUCCAGUGCUAAACCCACUGUGAGCUGCAGACACUAUCUGGAAGCAGGAGCUGCUCUUCACAUCCUAUCUGAA
This is a messenger RNA of Sorex fumeus (smoky shrew), 2340 nucleotides long. Its product is annotated as targeting protein for Xklp2-like. Gene Ontology annotation, cellular component: spindle; microtubule. Lineage: Eukaryota; Metazoa; Chordata; Mammalia; Eulipotyphla; Soricidae. Gene Ontology annotation, biological process: regulation of mitotic spindle organization; activation of protein kinase activity. The transcript is spliced from 16 exons. Bases 60 to 2279 code for a protein of 739 amino acids. The record is from RefSeq and is a predicted model, not a curated record.